Molecule: messenger RNA, 3177 nt
Organism: Solanum lycopersicum (tomato)
Lineage: Eukaryota; Viridiplantae; Streptophyta; Magnoliopsida; Solanales; Solanaceae
Product: putative cyclic nucleotide-gated ion channel 8
Biological process (GO): potassium ion transport; transmembrane transport
Cellular component (GO): membrane
Molecular function (GO): voltage-gated potassium channel activity
Source: RefSeq, a predicted model, not a curated record
CUUGAAUUUGGUGAUGAUGAUCUUGUUUCUAUUUGAGAGGGGGAAAUUUAAAUAAUUUUAUUUUUCUACUUUUCAUACACAAACACAAAUUUUUUAGUCGGACAAUUGUUUAAAAGAAGAUAUAAUUAUAAGAAAUUGUACUGUUUUAUUAAAUUGUUUGUUUUUUCUUGUUACGUAUGCAUGCAUGCAUAACGAAUUUUGAGACUUUCUUUUCUCAGUGUCAUUAAUCAUCUAGCUAUAGCUAUAUAUCUGUUUCUUCCUGUUCACAUUUUUUUUUUGGUUGUUGAGGAAAUGGAAAAUAGUGGAUUCCGAAAGGAAAAAAAAAACGAAAUUCUGAAAUUUAUAGGUGUUGUGUUUCAUUUUAUUUUUUGUUUUGUUUUUUAUUAACGAAAUGCAAUUCAUCAACAUAAAAACCAAUUGACAUAGGCUAUAGACAGAGAGGAUGAAAGAAAGACGUAAGAAUUUGUGUUGGAACUAUUGGAAUUGGUCUGUUAUGGAUGGUUAUUUAGUUGUUGUUAACGGUAUUCUACUAAGGGACGGAGCCAGGUAGAGGCAAGGGGUUCAGUCACACCCUAUUUGACGGAAAACUACACUAUAUUGAUAAGAUAAAGAGUAUCUACAUUAGAUAAAUUCUCUUGGUUUCGUCGUACAUUUAUUUCUUUUGUAGUUGAACCUCCUUAAUGAAAAUUCUGAAUCCUCCACCUGAAUCUACUGACACCUUGUUUUGUAUCAAAUUAAAGUGCAGUCAAAACUUACGUAUUUGAUGUGGCCAUAUGCCUGAUGUUUUGAUGAACUCCUUCACUCUCUAUGCAAGAGAUUUUAUACAAUGUUUGGUAAUUACAAGUCGCAGAUUAUUGGAGGACAAAAAGAAAAGUUUGUAAGGUUAGAGGACGCAAACUCUGACAUAUCGUUUAAGUCUGAUAUGGCUGGAAGGACAAAGUAUGGAUUUAAUAUAGAGGGUCAUGCAACCAACCCAUCCAAGUCAAUAAAACUGGGUGUAAAAAGAGGAUCUGAGGGACUAGUGACAUUUGGUAGAACACUGAAAUCUGGCGUUACCCGAGCAGUUUUUCCAGAAGAUUUGAGAGUUUCAGAUAAAAGGAUAUUUGAUCCUCAAGACAAGUCUCUCCUGUUCUGGAAUAGGCUAUUGGUCAUAUCAUGUAUUUUGGCAGUAUCCAUUGAUCCUCUAUUUCUCUACCUUCCUGUUUUUAAGGAUGAAGGGAAGUGUCUCCACAUAGAUGAAAGUUUAGCAAAGAUAGUAAGUUGGAUGCGGACAGCAGUUGAUCUCUUUUACCUUAUCCGCAUGGUUCUCCAAUUUCGAACAGCUUUUAUUGCUCCAUCUUCCCGUGUUUUUGGGCGAGGUGAACUUGUAAUAGAUCCCAAGCAAAUAGCAACCAGAUACCUCAGCCGUUACUUUGUAGUGGAUUUCUUUUCCAUUCUUCCUGCACCGCAGAUUGUGAUAUGGAGAUAUCUUGGUGGAUCAAGAGGUUCGGAUGUAUUGAUUACAAAGACAUUAUUAUCGUACAUCAUCCUCAUUCAAUAUAUUCCUAGAUUUUUGCGGUUUAUUCCAUUAAGUUCGGAUUUGAAAAAGACUGCAGGGGUGUUUGCAGAAACUGCUUGGGCUGGUGCUGCAUAUUAUCUGUUGUGGUUUGUUCUAGCUAGUCAUAUAUUUGGGGCCAUAUGGUACCUGUUAGCUGUCGAACGCAAAGAUACAUGUUGGAAUGAAGCAUGUACCGAAAAUGACCAGUGCAAAGAUAAAUUAUCUUAUCUGUAUUGUUCACGUGAAGGAAACUUCAAUUUGACAGAAUGGCAAAACAUUGGCAAGAGUGUUCUUGAUGAAAAAUGUGCUGAGGAGGAGAAAUUUUCAUAUGGAAUAUAUGCAAGAGCUGUAACAACUAAUGUUCUUGACACUGAAGAUUUCGUGAUCAAAUAUUGUUUCUGUUUGUGGUGGGGCUUGCAGAAUUUGAGCACACUUGGUCAGGGGCUUGAGACCAGUACCUAUACGAAGGAAAAUCUCUUUUCAAUAAUAUUGGCCAUUUCUGGACUCUUACUAUUUGCUCUUCUCAUUGGAAACAUGCAGACCUAUCUUCAGUCUCUAACAGUACGACUUGAGGAGAUGAGGGUCAAAAGGCGUGACUCAGAGCAGUGGAUGCAUCACAGAGUACUUCCUCCUGAGCUAAGGGAGAGAGUUCGACGUUACGAUCAGUACAAAUGGUUGGAAACUCGAGGAGUAGAUGAAGAGAGUUUGGUGCAAAAUCUGCCCAAAGAUCUUAGGAGAGAUAUUAAGCGGCAUCUCUGUCUGAAUUUGGUUAGAAGGGUGCCCUUGUUUGAGAACAUGGAUGAGAGAAUGCUUGACGCCAUAUGUGAGAGAUUGAAACCAAGUUUAUGCACCGAAAGAACAUAUAUAGUUAGAGAAGGAGAUCCAGUUGGUGAAAUGAUGUUUAUAAUCCGUGGUCGCCUAGAAAGUGUAACAACUGAUGGAGGGAGAAGUGGAUUCUUCAACAGAGGUAUCUUGAAAGAAAAUGACUUCUGUGGUGAGGAGCUGCUAACAUGGGCAUUGGAUCCAAAAUCCGGGUCUAACUUGCCGCCAUCAACUAGGACAGUCAAGGCUUUGACAGAAGUAGAGGCAUUUGCCUUAGAGGCAGAAGAAGUGAAGUACAUUACAUCACAGUUCAGGCGGUUGCAGAGUCGACAGGUACAGCACACUUUUAGGUUUUACUCGCAGCAAUGGAGAACCUGGGCUGCCAGCUUCAUACAAGCUGCAUGGCGCCGGCAUACAAGGAGGAAAAUUGCAGAACUUCGUCAAAUUGAGGAAAUGGAAGAGGACGGAUUUAAUGAGAACGAUGAUGGAGAAACUGAGUUUACUCCAAUGCUGCACAAAUCUCUGGAGAGACCAUAUUAGUCUCUUCACAUUUUUGCUGUUUCGAGUUCACAGGCAUUAGAGCUCAAGUUCUAGAGGUUUUGGGACUGGCUUUAGUGUCCAUAAUCCAGACUAAGUCAAGAUGACAUUUUUUGUUUCGAGUGUUUGAAUUUUAAAUAUUAGAGAAUUGUUUUGGGAUUGCUGUAAGAGAUUUAGUUUUGUGUAUUCAAAGUAUCUCAAUUUUGUAAAGAAACAGUUAACACAACUAAAUUAUAUUAUUUUCUUGUCCAACGGGAACGUGUUCCCUAUGGAAAAGGCAA